CUUCAGAUACUACAUCAUCUAUUUUACUUUUGAAUUUAGAGUUAAAUGUUAUGUGCUUGUGACCGUCGCAACUAAUCGUCAUAAUCAUCGGAGGUCCCCGGUCCUCCCUGCUGUUUUCCCCCUUUACUACUCGACAUCCUGUGUAUCCUAGUGCAAUCUAUGGUCUAGUUGCGGGUGACUCAUCUACAAUAAUGGCGGCCCUGUCCCCUCGCUCCACGAAUAUCCUCCCGAAACCCAAGGCGGACGUUGCGAAGAAGCAAUCCGCAAAAGACCUAGCAGCCUCAAAGUCCGCUCCUUCAAAAAACCAUGCGCCGCCUCCUCCCGGAUUUGUUUACGAGCCUGGGCAUGCCGGAGAAAAGUACAUUACCGGAAAUUUUUUGGGCAGAGGAGGGUUUGCUGUGUGCUAUGAGGGCAAACUGAGUCGGAAUGGCCGUCUUUUUGCAAUGAAGGUGGUCAAAUCGGAAAUGCCACAGCGCAAGAUGGCGGAAAAGUUUCGCACCGAGCUUCAAAUACAUUCGAAAAUGCGACAUCCGAAUAUCGUAACAUUUUACCGUGCAUUUGCAUUUGAGACUAAUACUUACGUUAUCCUUGAGAUGUGCCCUAAUGGUUCUGUCAUGGAAAUGGUGAAAAAACGGAGAUGCCUAAGUCUUCCCGAGGUUCGCAGAUUUAUGAUUCAACUAUGCGGUGCGGUCAAAUAUUUACAUAAACGAAAUGUUGCCCAUCGAGACUUGAAAAUGGGAAAUUUGUUUCUGGACCGCAAUAUGAAUAUCAAAGUCGGAGAUUUUGGCUUGGCCGCAAUUAUCCUGAGUGAAAAGGACGAAAAGAGGCGGAAAACACUGUGCGGGACGCCGAACUAUAUCGCUCCGGAGGUAUUGGACAAAAACAAGGGAGGACAUACCCAAAAAGUAGAUAUUUGGUCCUUGGGAGUUAUAUUCUUUGCCAUGCUCACUGGCUUCCCUCCCUUUCAAUCGAAAACGCAAGAAGAAAUCUAUAAAAAAGUUCGAAAUCUUACGUACGCUUGGCCAAAGGACUCAGAGUGCCUGAAUUAUAUUCCGGCAGAAGCAAAAGGCCUUGUUAGCUUAUGCCUGAGUUUGGACGAAGACGAGCGCCCAGAACCUGAUCAGAUCGUGGAUCAUGAAUUCUUUACUAUGUAUCCAGGGUGUAUACCUGGUGAACUUGAUUCGGAGUGCCGCUACUCGAAGCCAAAUUGGAUCAAGGCUCAAGAUCCUCGCGGAGAUAGGUGCGAAAUUGGGUACAGCCUCGAGUAUGAAUCUAGAUAUCUUUCGAGAAUACCUCAUAUCAAAGACCCGGAAGACAGAUUUACUAUUUGUAAGAAUUUCUUUUACACGGAGUGUGGUGUUGGCAGAAAGCCGACUGGCGAGAUACGGCGACCCGUCGGUAAGCGCUGCUCUAAAUCAGCAUUUGCCGAGUGCGCGGCAGAAGAAGAAUUGGGAAUGCAGCCAAUAAUCCCCUUGCCGCUGGAUCAAGUCUACUGUUACAUUCCAGAAGACGAGGACUGGAGCGUGCAAGAAUUGCGCCCUGAGAUCGAAUCCCGUUUUUCUCCAGUCGAAGAGGAAGAUCAAGCUCGAAAGCCAUCGUCGAAGGUGGAAGCUGCUACCUUGGCACGUACUCAGAUGGCAUUGGCAGCGCAAUUGAGGCGGAAGGAAUCGCAGCCUAGAAGCCACGCAGCACAACUACGACAGCAAGCCUUGCCGCCCCGUCAGCCGACAAGAGAAAACCCCCUACAGCAUACUCAAACUGGACAUCAUAGACUAAAGCACGAAUUACCACUUGAGGCGGCACCCGCCCCCACAACAGUCGUCCAAAAUUUGCUUAGUGAGCGGCCUAUCCGAUGCAAAGCACCUGGAUACCACGGCUCCCUUCGAGAGAGAACUAGAUCUUCGGAAACAUUGUCUAAAUCCGCAUCGACCCCAAGCGGCUUGAUGAUUGGAAGGACAAGAGCCCAAUCGAGACAGCAUCUAGCGGCCCUCGCUGAAGAAAAAGCACGGCCCGAUCCAAAACCUAGCAUUUCUUUUCCUCAGGGUGUUGGAUCAAGCCAAGGAUUGAGCGAAUCCUUACGCAUUCAGAGCGUGAGAGAAGAAUCACAGGAUGCGACUGAUAUCGCACCCCGGAAGCCACAGCCCAAGCUAUCCCACCCAAGCGGGGGAAGCUUGCCCGAACGGAGAUCGCGGAGCAAAGGGCAUGAUGCGACAAGAUCCACAUCAUCCAGUGGUGGUAGCAGGUCGAGAUCAGCGUUUGGCCUACGACCUCUUAUUCGACCUGACGAGGAUGCCGAAAUAAUGCCUGGGACAAGUAUUCGCGAAGUUAUGGGAGACUUGAAGGCUUAUUUUUCUGACCUCUGUCGUUCUCGCUCGUACUCAACAGCUACUCUCACAAGAACACGACGCCGUCAGCAGAAGUUCGUACCCACAAAGCCGCAUUCGUACGUGAUGAAAUGGGUCGACUACACAAAUCGAUACGGCAUUGGAUACGUAUUGGAUGAUGGAAGCGUUGGCUGCGUGUUCAAAUCUGAUAACGGAAGUCCAGCAAGCUGCGUUGUGGUUAGAGAUGGAGAAAGGCAUAUACGACUAAGGACUCGCGCCAAGGAGAGUCCUGAUGGGCAAGUUAAAUAUUCGGAGGUUGACCAGCUCGUGCCUAGAGGUGGGAGACCAGUUGAAUUCUAUGAAAACAUUGAUGUUGAUCCUCGCGGACGUCAAGGAGGAGGUGUAAAGAGAGUCCUCGUUGACGCUAAGGGCUUCGACACCAACAAGCAUUCACCCUGCGAAUUAACAAUUAAAAUUCGCACGUUGGAUACGGAGAAAGUGAAACGAGUCAAGUUGGUUGAUCAGUUUGGAAAGUAUAUGAUAGGAUCAUUGGGAAAAGACGUGGACGACCAGUCUCCGACGGACACCAAACCAGGUGAAGACGCUUCGACUGGACAGUACGUGAGAUUUUAUCAACGCUUAGGCAACGUUGGAAUAUGGGGUUUUGGGGACGGCGCUUUCCAGUUCAAUUUCCCCGAUCACACUAAACUUGUACUAUCUCUGCCUGUUCGACGCACCGGCAAUUCUUCCGAUUCUUCUACAUGCUGCCAAAUAGAUUUCUUUCACCUUGCACCAUCUGCUGCACGAUAUUUGAAGGCGAAGGGAAAGAUGCAUCCAAGUGGCUUCGAUACUCGAGCGGUAAUAACAGAUACUGCUAACAAUUAUUUCUCUUCGCUAUAUGACGAGCGAGAGAUAGCCUCUGCUUCUGGAAAAUAUAAGUUUCAGGAGAUACUGGAAGCCAAUUCGUUCCGUCAAAAAAUGGACUUCAUCAUCGAGGUCCUAGAGAGUUGGAUUACCAACGGCCGACUGGGAGGGAGGAUAUUAUCCAGAUCUGCAUCCUCAUCGUCCAUCUCAUCUUCUCAAACGUCAAUGUCCCGAACGUUGUCUAUGACUUCGACAUACCCAACAUCCCUAUCCGCGGGAAAUCUUGAUAUGUCAUGCAACUCGUCUGACAUGUUCUGGUUGGGCCCUCAAGAGAAAUCUUGGGUUGCUCCGGCGGGAGGAAAGUUUGUAUGGGUCACUGUUGGUGCCCAAGGUGGAGAUAACAAAUACAUGUCUCUGUCCCUAAAGAACGACGGAGAAAUCGAGUCUGCUGACAUAGAGGAAGUUGCGGAGUUAAAAGCUAGAUUAAAAACGCUUACGUUAUGAUUUUGUUUGCUUAAUUCUCUCCCUUGACAUUCACUGGCUCACGAUAUCAUUUGUGCUAAAUCUGCUUUUCGUUUUUUUUGCGUCUCUUUUUUCGUUGGACGAGUUGCACACUACCAUCGCAGAUUCUAUUCGUUUCAUUUGCUCCUUUUUCUUUCUCUUUAUCUUUUUCUCUUUGCACUCAGCUGAAUACUCUCAUAUCUAACGAAGUUACGAAAGUCUUUGUCGGGGUUUGGCGCUUUUACGCAAAUUUACUGAAAAUACGUUUUAUACCCCAUAAAGCGUUUGCAGAUAAUGCUUUAAGCGUUGGUGCGGGUUUCGACAUCAAUUUUCAGACCUUUCUAUUCUGCCUCCUGAAGUUUCCAUUAUUUGAAUUUGGUGAAUGUGCUCCCUCUCUUCCCUUGGGGAAUUUUUGUUGUAUAUAGGACCACAGUCAAAUUAAAUCUGAAGCCAGGACUCCGGGGAUCAGCGUUACCGGAUUGUGAAUAGGCUAUAGAGU
This is a messenger RNA of Coccidioides posadasii C735 delta SOWgp, 4188 nucleotides long. RefSeq names its product Cell cycle serine/threonine-protein kinase cdc5/MSD2 (gene CDC5). Gene Ontology annotation, molecular function: protein serine/threonine kinase activity; protein binding; ATP binding. Lineage: Eukaryota; Fungi; Ascomycota; Eurotiomycetes; Onygenales; Onygenaceae. The record is from RefSeq and is a predicted model, not a curated record. Gene Ontology annotation, biological process: mitotic spindle organization; protein phosphorylation. Gene Ontology annotation, cellular component: kinetochore; nucleus; spindle pole body.